AUGUGGAACAGCGGAAGCAAUUCCGAUCAACCAAACACAGGAAACGGUUUUAAUGCCGGAAGUUUCUCUAAUCUCAAUCAAAAAUCUUCUCCAUGGAAUCAGGGAGUCAUUGGUUCUCAGAAUGAAUCUUUGCCUUUGCAAACAACAAAUUCUAAAUUUAAUGGAUCUGGAUGGAUGAAACAAAAUAUGGAUCAAGGUCAACAAUUAAAUACUGAUUUUCAAAAAACACAAUCUGGUACUACUCAAAGAAACGGUUCUCUUCCUUCUCAAAACACUUGGAAUAUGGCUAUAAAUAAUAAUUGGACUAAAACUUCUACAAUUGGUUCUUAUGCUGAUCAUGUCAAGAAAAAUAUUGCCACUGGAAAUCCUAAUACUCCUUUUAAUCAUAGAGUAGGACAAAUGCAAAGACUUGAUAUGAAUCCUUCCCUUUAUGAUCCUUCACCAUCAUGGAAUGCUGGAAAAGUUAAUCAAGAUUCACCAUGGGAUGGAAUACACGUAAAUGAAAAUGCUUCAAAUACUUGGAAUCAAAAUACUGGUAACGUUGAAUACGGAAGAUCAAAUGCUACAAAAAAUCAACAAUCUAUGAUGGGUCAUUGGAAUAAAAAUGCCACAAACAAUAAUAAAAAUAAUUCAGAACCAAGUCCAGAUAUGGUAUGGCAAAAUCCACAUUCAGAGGAAUACAAAAAAAAUAUUCCAGAUAAUGGAACUAAUUUAUGGGGAAAACCUGAUGAUUUCUUGCAUAUCAAAAAUUGGGUUAUCAAAACAGGUGAUCCUUUCUUUGAACAACAAAAUGUUGAUUCAUAUUGUAUUGAAGAUUGGAGUAAAGUUGAGUUUAAGGGUAUUAAGGACGGGGUCAUUGGUUCUCAUUUUUAUAAAAAAGUUCCUGAAGAAGAAGUAACAGUAGAAUCUGAUAAAACUAAAAAAGAAUUAACAAUUGCUAAUGAUUGGAGUGAGGAAACUAAUGAAUCUUUACAACAAAAUAGAAAUAAUUCAAAUAAUAAAUCAAAUAUUUCACCUGUUUUUGGUAAAAAUGAUACGAAAUUAAUCAAUUCAGAAGCCACUCUUGAAGCUCAAUUUAAUGAUUUAAAUACAGGUAACGAAGUUAAUAUAAAAUCUGGAAAUACGGGACAAGGGCAAACUGGAGGGCUUCAAAUUGAAACUAAGAAUAAUAAUCGCGUUUCACAAAUAAAUCCAAAUAAUCAAUCUCCUAACGAUAUAAAUAACGAUAAAUCAAAUAAUUCACCAUCAUCUCUUAGUAAAUCUCGUCUGUACCAAUGGAAAAAUGGAACUGCUGUGAAAGGUGAUUUUGAUUCUGUUGGUUCCACAAAAGGUAGUAAUGGAUUGGGUAUUGAUAAUAAUAACAAGCAAAUCUUGAAUCAACAACUUUUCGAAUUUCUUCCAUCUGAAGCAUCUCAAUUACCUUUUGAUCUUAAUAAUACAUUCCCAAAUUCAGUUAAUAAUUUUACUGGUUUUGGCAAUUUCAUGAAUAACGUUGACAUGAGCAACGCAUUUGCAAAUCAAUUUGCAGGACCUAGUGGUAUUCCAUGUGUCCCAAAUGUUCCUUCCAAUCAAAUGCAUUCUCAACGUAUUCCAAGAGAAGUUUCUCAAAAUAAUCUUUUCCAACCAAGAAAUGAGAAUCAAAGUCAAGUUAAAGAGAAUCAACAUUCAGAAAUUAUGCAAAGAAUCCAAUUUGCAACUGCUUACGCUCAAGCAAAUAAACUUAGAGAUCCACAUCAAAUUUUUUCAAUGAUUUUUUCAAAUAAAGAAAAUUCAACUAUUUGGAAUAUGAUUGUAGGAAGGCUUUACAUGUCAGUGGAAUUUUAUCAUAUUUUUAAUACAAAUUGUCAAAUGAAUCUUUGGCCAAUAUUUCAAAGAUUACAUAUUUGUCCACUUUGGAUUGCUGUCCAACAUAUCGAAGUUCCAGAAUUACAAAUAAAAACUAUCAUUAAAAAUUGGGGUGAAAUUUUAUAUUUUCCAGUAAAAAUUCCACAUUUUACAGUAUUUAAAGUCACUUCCCCAUUAGUACAUUCUCUUAGAUCAUUUAGAAGUGAAAUGAUAAAUAGAUAUCCAACUACUUCACUCUCUUUGCUUAAUGAUGACGGCAUGAAAGUUGUUGUUGAUAUUCUUUCGCAAAAAAGAACUUCUUAUAUAACGGAUCCGCAAAGUGCUCUUGUCCAAAUACCAAUACAAAUACCACAACAAAUGCAACAAAAUCUUCUUCAAUCAUCAUAUUCUGAUUUUAUGGGUAUGAUGAAUCCAAUUAAUACAGGUAAUCCAUUACAAAAUAUGAAUGAACCAAUUAACUUUUCUAAUAUGCCGUGGUCAACAUCUGAUUGUUCUCAAGAAGGAAAUCAAUGGUCUUCUUCUUCAUCAUCAUUAUUUAAUAGAAAUUCAUUUUGGAAUCAAAAUAUUCCCCAAUGGCAGGGUAACGAUAAUAAUAGUAAUAUGUCAUGGUCGAUUUCUGAUAAUACUCAAAAUACUUCUUCUUGGAAUACAAAUAUGGGUGGUUUUGGAUCAAUCCAUAAUGAAGGUUCGCAAUCAUCUUUUAACAACACAUUUAAUUCGGGAAAUUCAAAUCACCCAUUUUGA
Messenger RNA from Strongyloides ratti, 2589 nucleotides. RefSeq lists its product as hypothetical. The transcript is spliced from 5 exons. Bases 1 to 2589 code for a protein of 862 amino acids. NCBI's taxonomy places the organism in Eukaryota, Metazoa, Nematoda, Chromadorea, Rhabditida, Strongyloididae. The record is from RefSeq and is a predicted model, not a curated record.